AUGGCUUCAUACGACCGGGAGGUGACUACCCCAUUCUUGCUCCGGCUCUUUUACAAGAAUGGGCCGGACGAGUUCGCAUCGAGGAGCCUGCCACCGUCGCUGUCGCUCUACACCUGGCCCAGCAGCACCCUCACCGAGCUGGCAGAGCAAGUAGCUGCGGAAGAUCCCACCCUCCUCCCGAGCCCGUCCGUGGGCACAAGGCUCGCGUUCCGAUUGAUCUACCCCGACGCCCGAAACGCGGCAGCCACCGCGGGCGCACAUCACGCCCCGACACAACCACGGUUCAUGGUGAAAGACCUGGGCAGCGUAGUGCUCGGCGGCGAUGGCGCUCCGGCAGCGCUGCUUGCCGCGGCCAACGGCGCGGAGGGAGACGAUGGAGAUACCGAGAUGGCGGGAGCUGCCGCGCUGGCGACCGCGGAGGCGGCGAUGAAGGACAAGACGCUUGGGGAAUUCAAGUUCGUGGUGGGCGACUACGUCUCAUGCGCCAUCUUGCCGCCGCUCGCCGACGGCUCCGUUGCGCCGGCGAUAACGGCACGGAAUGAUAGGCCAACGGGCCCGAGGGGUCCUGCGGCUGGGCAUCCUCCGCACAAUAACCGGCGAGACGCUGGGUUCGCAGGACGCCCGGGUCGGGACAGGGAACGGCGUCGCUCUGGGUUUGGAGACGGUGGUUUCCCUGAGGGCGAGUGGAGGAGAGGUGAGAGGCUCCCUGAUGAUGCCCCUGACCGGUCUUGGGCAAGAGGGAGGCGGGGAGAAAGAGGCGACAGAUGGUGA
This is a messenger RNA of Colletotrichum chrysophilum, 771 nucleotides long. RefSeq lists its product as uncharacterized. The transcript is spliced from 2 exons. Gene Ontology annotation, cellular component: nucleus. Bases 1 to 771 code for a protein of 256 amino acids. The record is from RefSeq and is a predicted model, not a curated record. Gene Ontology annotation, biological process: negative regulation of DNA-templated transcription. Lineage: Eukaryota; Fungi; Ascomycota; Sordariomycetes; Glomerellales; Glomerellaceae. Gene Ontology annotation, molecular function: transcription corepressor activity; transcription factor binding.